Molecule: messenger RNA, 2451 nt
Organism: Aureobasidium subglaciale EXF-2481
Lineage: Eukaryota; Fungi; Ascomycota; Dothideomycetes; Dothideales; Saccotheciaceae
Exons: 2
Coding region: 229-2445 (738 amino acids)
Molecular function (GO): lipid binding
Source: RefSeq, a predicted model, not a curated record
GGCAUGGUAUACUUUGUGUAGUUCCCUGUUCUCACAUGCUUCCCCGCAAUGAUGAUGACGAUGACGGCUUUUAGACGUUGGUACUGCUUGCUGCUUGCUGCCUGCUUGCUGCUAGCUACCAAUCCACAUUGAACACUACCAUAGCUCUUCACUACACUACCCCAAUCAAUUCACUUCAAUCUUCCACUCGCUGUAACUCAUUAUCGCCCGGUCAUCCCUGCAGUCACCAUGUCGUCCUGCCUCGGAUUCCGCAAGUCAAAGUCCGACGACACAAAGCCCCUGCUACCCGUGUACCGAGAUGAUACGAUCCUCCAGCGCGAGCUUCACCAGAAGCUGCACUCGUAUCAGAUGAUCAAAGCUUUGACCGACGGAUACAUGCCCUCAAAUGAACAGCUCAUCAUCAACCUCCGAUCAUUACUCUCAUCCGACGUCCUAAACCCCAGCGACCCAAACCUCAGCGAUUCAGGAAGACGCCUAGCCAAGUUCUCAAAAGAGUGGCUCAAGGACUUCAUUGAACUGCUCGUGCACAAGAAUGGCGAGGACCAGAUCCAAGACUUUAUUUGGGGAUUGAGCCACUCCAAAGUACAUGUCGACGUAGGAGACCUCGCACACAGAGCGGCCAAGGUACAAUCCAAGGCAAAGACCGCUGCUGCUUAUCAAAGCCUGCAGACCGUCGGAUCCCUCCUUCUCACAAAUUCCGACUUCCGCAUCUUCCUGUCAGAUUUGAACGUUGUUGGCCGCGAAGUCUUCAAGGAUGCUGCCUUCUCCCUGUCGAAUGUCGCAAAGGAGGCUGGCAAGCAGAUCGAGCCAUCACAAGAAGAGCAACAGAAGUUGAGCAAGGUCGGUGCCGACUCUGGACCCCCACCCUCAGGCAAGGACAUUGGAAACGACGUUGCAGAUGUCUCCAAGGUUGUCGCAAACGGCGUCGCUCAAGUUGCUCAAGACACUGAGCAGAGUGCCGAAGAGAAGCUUUCUGGCGACGAAGGCCAGGUCAUGUUGAACCGCUUGAAGCAGGCAGUCACGAAGCUUAGAAAGCGUCCUGACUACAACGAGUCUGUCUCAACCCUUGCCACUCUGCUCAAACGCUACGCUAUCGCGUACUCUCGCUCAGUCGAAGAGACUGUCAACGCUAUUGAAGUAGAUGUACAUGAGAAUGCCGAGAUGGACAAGGCUGGAAAGAACUUCUGGUCCCUGCUCUCAUCCUUCGGCGACCGCGAUGCCUGGAAGCAGCUUGAGGAAACGUUCAAAAAGGUCGUCUCGCACUCCGAGAAGGACCCUGAGUUUGAGAACCUCAUGGUGGACAUUGGCAACUCACUUCAGACUCUGCUUACUGAUCCUAACUUCUUCGACACUGCUCGCGAGAAGUUUGAUGAGCUGCGUGAGAAGUCUCGCAAGGUUGGGUCGGAGUCUGACCUUCGUACUGACAUCGACAACUUCCUCGGACAGCUCCAAGAGACUUUGGUUUCUGUCUUGAACGAUGAAGAUGUGACCAAGCUUAUGCAGCACAGCAUGAAGAUUUUCCGCAUUCUAUCGCCUCUUCACAAUGCCACUAACCCGGAGCUCUUGACCGAUGCCAUCAACAUCUUCAUCCCUCUGAUGAUCGCCGCCAUUCAGUAUAUUCCUAUCCCCCGUCUGGAGAUCAGCACUCCCGACAUCGACCUCUUGCUCGAGAAUCUUAUCAUCGAGCCUGGCAAGACGGUCAACCACACCUCUUUCCUGCCUUACAAGCUUCGCGUCGAGACUUACAACGACUUCGAAAUUCGCAAGGCCAGAUUCCGCACAACUUCCACAUCAUCUCAUUUUGUCACUAUCAAGAUUGAUGGUAUCUCGGCUCGUGCCGAAGAAGUUGGCUUCUGGAUGCGUGCCCACUCCGGUCUGUUCAGACUGGCCGAUGAGGGUAUCACAUCAUUCGCUCUCGACGAGAAGGGUCUGGAUAUCCAUCUUGAUGUAGAGAUUGCCAAGGACAGAAUGGAGUCGAUGCUCAGUCUCAAGGCUGUUCGUGUCAAUGUUCACAAACUUGACUACACUCUGCGCAAGAGCAAGUUCUCUUGGUUGGCAUGGUUGGUCAAGCCCAUCCUCAGACCCAUCGUACGUAAGGUCAUGGAGAAGCAGAUUGCUAGCGGUAUUGCAGACGCUUUGCACGCAGCCAACCGCGAACUUCUUUACGCCCGCGAGCGUCUGCGUGCCACUCGCGUCGCCGACCCCAACGACCUCAUCACUUUCUUCAAGGCUGUUGCUGCACGCCUCACACCCGAGGAUGACCCCGAUCUUUACACUCGUGUCGGCAUUGCUCAACCUGGCAAGGGAGUCUUCAAGGGCAAGUACGCACCUGGCAGUGUGGUCAAGCUGUGGAACGAGGAAGCGGCUCAGGCCGAGGAGAGAAUCGAGGAUGGUUCAGAGGUCAGAGGCUGGAGAAACGACGUCUUCAGCUUGUUGGCUGUUUAAGCGGGA